Salvelinus sp. IW2-2015 is the source of this 6135-nucleotide messenger RNA. RefSeq names its product apoptotic chromatin condensation inducer in the nucleus-like. The record is from RefSeq and is a predicted model, not a curated record. Gene Ontology annotation, biological process: RNA splicing. Lineage: Eukaryota; Metazoa; Chordata; Actinopteri; Salmoniformes; Salmonidae. Gene Ontology annotation, molecular function: RNA binding. Gene Ontology annotation, cellular component: precatalytic spliceosome; ASAP complex.
AGCGAGUCGACAGAGCGAGUGACAGGAAAGCAAAAUGGCGGAUGAAGAUGUUACGCUGAAUGGUAAACCUCUACAAUCGCUCCGUGUGGCAGACUUGAAAGCCGCUUUGGAGCAACGAUGCCUCCCUAAAAGCGGGGCGAAAAAUACACUCAUUAAGCGACUGAAAGGGGCUCUAAUGUUGGAGAAUCUUCAGAGGACCUCCACUCCCCAUAUUGGGCUCCAGCCCAACUCCCAGAUUGGGGAGGAGAUGAGCCAAAACAGCUUUAUAAAGCAGUACCUGGCUCAGCAGCAGGAGCUCCUCCGCCAGAGGCUGGAGAGAGAGGCCAGGGAGGCAGCCGAGGCCGACGAAAGCCCAGCGGGCCCUGAGGAGGAGGAGCACACAGAGGAGGGCAACGACAGCYAUUCCUAUAACCCUGACAAGCAUCGCCCCAUGCCCUCCCAGCCCCCACUGACCGGGGCUGAGGAAGAGGGAGGAGGGCCAAUGAUGAUGGGGCACCAGGGCCAAGGGAUGAUGAUGGGGCACCAGGGCCAAGGAAUGAUGAUGGGGAAAGGCCAGGGGAUGAUGUCCCAGGGUAUGGGCCAAGGGAUGAUGUCUCGCAGACCAGACUUUGGCCCAGGCUCUGUGCCUCAGGAGUCUUCUGACGCCCCCGGAGGUCCUGGAUCCUGGAUGCAGCAGCGUCCCUCCCUCCAACAUGGCCUCCACCACGAGGAGCCCACCACCCCCUCCCCGCCACGAGCUGUGGCCUCCCUGUCGGUGCGCGUCCUAGGGGACCCUGAGCGCCAGGGCCUGCCCCCGUCCAUGCCCCCCCGCGCCCAGACCCAGGAGAAGGAAGGCACCGCCCCGGCGGAUGACGACCGACCCGCCCACUCUGUCCUCCACCUCAGCCGCUCCGCCCGGGCAGCAGCUGGCAGUAACAGUGUCCAGGAAGACUGUGACGAUGAUGAUGACAGCAGUGAGGAGGAUGAAGAUGAGUGGGGACCUGCGGCGAGGAGAGGGGGCGGUGGCGGAAGAGGGUUAGCCCCUCCCCCCCAGCCUUCCCCCAGCGUCCCAGCCGCCAGAGAGAGAUCUAGACGCAAGCUUCAGCCUCCGCAACACAUCCCCCCUCAGCAGGUAGUACACCAGCCCCCCAUGCAGCUCCGCCAGCCCACCCCGCCCCCCUCUCCACCCCCAGAGCUCUCCUUCCCCCUCCCCGACACCCCCAAACAGAGCCCGCCCGACAUGGAUGAGGAGCCAGAAGGAGCAGGGGCUGGGGUGUCCGUCCGCCCCCCUCCAGGUGGCCUCCAGAGGCAGGACUCUGACUCCAGCUCCCGAUCCAGCAGCCCAGAGCCCCGAGCCAAGCGACGACCCGGACCCCUCUCCUUGCUGGCUCGCAAGAUGGCGUCCGAGGGAGCUUACGGGAAGAGAGGCGAGGGUGCGUCGGCGGACGGCCAGACAGGUCCUCGAGGGGAGGCUUCCAGACCAGGAGAUGGAGUUGGCAGCAGCCCAGGAGCUGGAGCAGGACCGGGGGUUGAGGUGGUCAUGUUCCCUGGGGCUUCUAUCACCCACACAGGAGGCAGCAGCACAGGGCACACAGGAUUUGUCACUGUACCUGAGGUCCCUGCACCAGUGGUUAUGUUUGGAUCAGGAGCCCAGUCCCAUCCUCUGCUGUCUGUGGCAGCUGUCCCCAGCAUAACCCUCACCACCAAGCCCCAGGGUCCAUCUGGAGAGACGGCACAGAAGAAGACAGAGAAAGAAACAAAGCAGGCGGAGGAAAAGGAGAGGAAGAUGAAGCAGGUGGAGAAGGUGGAGAAGGAGAGUCACCUGCCGCCAUGGCAGCGUGGACGUGACUUGACGCUUCCAUCUGCGUCUUCACAAUUUGGGUCUGGGGGUUCAGAGGAGCCUGUGAUGGACCAGGGAGACACCCCGAAAAAGUCACCCUUCGGCAGGGACAAACCCCUCUCCUCCGCUCCCGGCUCAGCCAUGGCGACCACCAGCUCCCCGCCUGCCAUCACCCCCAAGAAGCCCCGCAUGUUCUCCGACACCUCUUCCGGCUCCAUGAUCUCCCCUCCCAAACCUGUGCAGCAGGGGUCAGUGGUGGUGACCACCCCAGGGGAACUCCCUGAACCCCAUGGUGUAUCUGAGAGACCCCAGGUAGUCCUUGUCUCAGGGGCACAGCAGCACACAGACGACACCAUGGAGGUUACCGCACUGAACAAGGUGUCCGUAGAGAAGCCUGGAUGGAAAGCUGGAGGAGACGAUGAGAAGAUGGAGAAGGAGCGUGCCAGCCUGGCGGAGAAGGAGCGUGCCAGCCUGGCGGAGAAGGAGCGUGCCAGCCUGGCGGAGAAGGAGCGGUGCCACGCUCGGCGGAGAAGGAGCGUGCCAGCCUGGCGGAGAAGGAGCGUGCCAGCCUGGCGGAGAAGGAGCGUGCCAGCCUGCGGGAGAAGGAGCGUGCCAGCCUGGCGAGACAGGAGCGUGCCAAGCCAGGCGGAGAAGGAGCGUGCCAGCCAGGCGGAGAAGGAGCGUGCCAGCCAGGCGGAGAAGGAGCGUGCCAGCCUGGCGGAGAAGGAGCGUGCCAGCCUGGCGGAGAAGGAGCGUGCCUGCCAGGCGGAGAAGGAGCGUGCCUGCCAGGCGGAGAAGGAGCGUGCCUGCCAGGCGGAGAAGGAGCGUGCCAGCCAGGCGGAGAAGGAGCGUGCCAGCCAGGCGGAGAAGGGGACUUCUAAACCCGGGGAGACCAGGAGAAGGGGACCUGAAGAGACUGUUGAGGUUGAGCCCAUGGGACCUGUUCUACCCCCUUCUUACCCAGGUAAGGGAGAAGAUGAGAGGAAGGGGAAGGAAGAUGAGAGGAGGAGGAGGAAGGAAGAUGAGAGGAAGAAGGAAGCAGAGCGAGGCAGGCGUGGGGAGAGGGUGAGGCACAGGAGGUCAUCUCCCUCUAGUGGUGGCGACUCUUCAUCCUCGGACUCUGGAUCCUCUUCYUCACGUUCCUCUGGCUCCACCUCCUCCCGGGACAAAAAAAAGAAGACUGGCACAGGAAAAGGAAGAGGGGAUGAAAAGAGAAGACUGUACAAAGGAGGAGAGAAGAAACAAUCUGCCAGGGAGGUAAAGCAGUCUUCCCUGUCAGAGCCAUCUGGCCCUAUGGAGGUGGAGAGGCCAGACCCAGGCCAGACCCAGCCCACCCCCGUCGGAGACCCACAGAACAGUGAGGGCUGCAUGGAGGAGAGCACCACUCCUAAAGCGUUCGCUGCACGCAAGAUCUCCUUGACCACAGGCAGUAAGACGUCUCCAGAGGGAGGAGCAGCAGCAGCAGCAGGGGGGGAGGCAGAGUCCGGGACCGCCGCUGGGAGGAAGAGGAGGUGGGGAUCCAGCACGGCCGUCAACGCCAAGAAACCAUCCAUCAGCAUCACCACAGACUCACUCAAGUCUCUGAUCCCAGACAUCAAGCCCAGUCAGGAUGCUGUGGUMGAUCUCCACCCUGAUGACAUCCAGUUGUCUGGGGACGAGGACACCACCAGGGAGGACAAGGGCCUCAAGAUCAGACGCACUGUCACACAGGUGGUCCCAAGUGAAAACCAGGAGAAUGGCCAAGGAGAACAAGAUGAAGAGGAGGAGGAGAAGAAACAGGAGCAUGACAGAGAGAGGACACAGAAAGAGAAGAGGAAGGACAGCUACUCAGAAGACACCAUGGAGUCUCAGUCCUCCGCUGCGCACGACACCGACGCUAAGAAAGUCACUCCCAGUGAUACGCUGGUGCGUCGCUCCAUCAGCCAGCAGAAGUCAGGUGUGUCUGUCACCAUCGACGACCCGGUUCGCACCGCCAAACAGCCCUCUCCGCCCAGAGGCAAAGUCUCCAACAUCGUCCACGUCUGUAACCUGGUACGACCUUUCACGCUGGGUCAGCUGAAGGAGCUGCUGAACAGGACAGGCUCAGUGGUAGAGGAUAGCUUCUGGAUCGACAAGAUCAAGUCUCACUGCUACGUCACUUACUCCAGCACAGAGGAGGCUGUGGCCACACGAGCUGCGCUCCACGGGGUGAAGUGGCCCCAAAGCAACCCUAAGGUUCUCAGUGUGGACUUCUGUGAGCAGAACGAGCUGGACUUUCACAGAGGCCUACUGACCGUGGAUCCAAGAGAGGAGCACCGCCCCCAGCCUGGUGUGGGUCCUGGKGGUCCCAAAGUCCGACCGGGCGUGCUGCCCCCUCUGAUGGACGGGCGCGGGGACCGCGGCGUGGUCGGAGGGGUGCGGGACCAGUGGGCGGAGAGAGAGAGGGAGAUGGAACGCCGGGAGAGGACCAGGGCGGAACGUGAGUGGGACCGGGACAAGGUUCGAGACUUCGGAGGCAAACCAGGAGAGGAGAGGGAGAGGGGGAGGAGAUCUCGCUCCCUGGAUAGAGAGAGAAGGCGGAAGGAGAGGGACGGCAAGGAGAAGAAGACCGACAAAAAGGAUGAGCCUCCUGCCAAAUUACUAGACGACCUCUUCAAUAAGACCAAAGCAGCUCCCUGUAUAUACUGGCUCCCCCUCACUGAAGAACAGGCAAACCAGAGGGGAAAAGAACGGGAAGAGCGACAGAAAGAACGAGAGAGGAGGCGGAAAGAACAGCAGGAGGAGGAGGACAAGAAGCGAGAGGAGGAGAGAAAGGAGAGAAUUAAAAGCAGAGAGAAGGAGGGAGGAGCUGCGGUAAGCACUGGAAGUGUGAGUGUCCGGGGAUCUGAGGGAGACCGAGAUAGAGAAAGGGAGCGAGGGAAGGAGAGAGAGGGGGAGAAGAGGAGGGACAGUGGUGGAUUCAGACCCAGAGGUCCUGAUACUAAACCCUCUACUGGGUUCCGACGCUCCCGUAGCCGUAGCAACCCCCGAGACAAACGCCGUUGAGUGUUCAGUUUGACGGAGUGAGAGAGAUGGGGAGGAAAAAAGGAUGGAUGCAGUCCCUCAUUCAACAUACAAUUGGAACACAGCAGAAAGAGAUUUCUAGUCCCCCUCCUUUACAUUAAAACCACUUCCAUAGUCUUCAGGUUAACAGGCUGUUCCUCUUCUGGCUAUCCUGUCCUUUGUGCCAGGGAGACUCCUAUUUAGAAAACCCCAAAUCCUCACUCAGUAAUGCCGUCUGUCUCUCACAUGUUCAUAAAAAUCUACAUGUAUGGUCACAUGUUGAUAGUUUAGUGAACCGAAAAAUGUCUGCCUCCAAAAUGGCACCCUAUUUCCUAUAUGAAGGCCCCUGUCAAAAGUAGUGUACUAUAUGGGGAAUAGAUACGGUGACAUUUCGCUCUCCCGCUUCCUCCUAUAGCUGUCUCAUCUGUCUCAAGCUUCUCAUACGAAGCAGUCCAGAGGCCUAUUCUGAGCUCUGGAAAUUCUCAUGCGUUUUAACCACAAAUGGAAAGAAAGGGUGGAGGUUUGCCUCAAGGCCUGGAACAGAGUCUUGUUCCACCAAUCUCUGCGGGCACACAGUAAUAAGACUCUUCCCUGUAAUAAUCKAUUUAAAAAUAGCAGCCCAGCUUACCAACCCCCAAAUGUGUUCUAGAAUCAAUUUUAGUAUUUCAAAAUCCAGUGAAGUUAUUUUUUCUACGACCGGUACCAAGGCCCUUUGUAGGGUCAUGUGAAGGUUAUUUUUUCUGCUUUGAUGUUUUAUUAUGAUGAAUCAUGUAAAUCUCAGCCUUGGAUGGUUUUUGUGUGUUCUAGUGUGUGUGUGGUGUGGUGGUGCUCUGCUCUCCCUCUCUCCACACACUAAGGUUAAAGUUGGUCAUGUGUCAUUACACUGAAAGCAGCAUAUGUUAAAGAACAUUAGGAAACUGUCUUUUUGCCUUGUCAGAGGGGUAGGGACAUUUUUGUGUGGGGGACUGAUUUCAUUUAUGCGCACUUGGCAUGUAUACUGUUCUUUUUAGGUUGUUUGGGUAGGGGGGGUCCAAACGCACUGGGAGAAUCUGUGUGGCACGAUGUGAAACUGUCCCAACGUGAAACUAUCGCUUUCUUGCUCUCUUCCUUAUUCACUCAGUGUACCCUCGACCCUCCCAGUUCUUUUUGUAAAUGAAUCAGACGAGUUUAACUUAGAUUAUUACUGUUUUAAUAUUGUUUUUAAUUUGUUUGAAACUGAUUCUUAUUUGGCUGUUUUUUUUCCUCCUGUAAGUGCUGAAUGUACAAAGAAUUCAAAAUAAAUGUAAAAGUUUAAA